AUGGCACCAUCAUCCCACAGAUUCCUCUUUGGAGGCGACCAACGAUGGUCCCUCACAUACUGGACCUCCUCCGACGACCGCGUCCGGGGCGGUUCCUCGUAUUCCACCCUCACCAUUCUCCCAAACAACACAGUCCAAUUCCACGGACAUCUGGAUAUUACCACCCUCGGCCGAGCAGGGUUUGCCUCCCAGCGGACAACAGAUGAUAUAUCCUGGGACCUAUCCGACGCCGACGGGCUCGAGCUGGACGUCGCCGGUUCGGAUGGGAAAGUGUACACUCUAGUUGUUAAAGACAGACUACUACCAACCCGGGCUGAUGGUCGUGAGCAGAGUACGAUCAGCUGGGAGUAUGAUUUCCAGACGGUGGAGAGGGCAAUUGUGAGAGUGAGAUGGGAGGAUCUACGGGCGUCGUAUCGGGGGAGGAAAGUUGAUGCGGAGCCGUUGGAUUUGAGGAAUGUAAAACGGAUUAGUAUUAUGGUUCGCAGUUUCUUUGGGAGGCAAGAGGGUGACUUUCUGCUGGAUGUGGCCUCCAUUGCUGCGUUCUGUGGAGACAGAUGA
Molecule: messenger RNA, 558 nt
Organism: Aspergillus fumigatus Af293
Lineage: Eukaryota; Fungi; Ascomycota; Eurotiomycetes; Eurotiales; Aspergillaceae
Product: CIA30 family protein
Biological process (GO): NADH dehydrogenase complex assembly
Source: RefSeq, a predicted model, not a curated record